Plenodomus lingam JN3 is the source of this 486-nucleotide messenger RNA. NCBI's taxonomy places the organism in Eukaryota, Fungi, Ascomycota, Dothideomycetes, Pleosporales, Leptosphaeriaceae. The record is from RefSeq and is a predicted model, not a curated record.
AUGUUCACUUCCACCCGGAAACCACCCCUCCUGCGUACCCCAGAACUCCAGGCCAAAACCACGGACCCAACAAUCUCCUACUACAGCAGCACGCGCAUCGACAAGCUCGUCAACAUCCUCAUCACCUUUGUAAUCUUCUGUCUCCUUGUCGUUCCCGUCGUAGUCAUGUACCGAAUCACCGGUGGCAGUGGCGGUGGCGGUGACAUUGCCAGUCAUCCCACGAGCAUUGCGAAUGCCCUGCUGAACAGCACUGGUGUACAUGCAAAUGCGACACUGGAUAGACUGCUAGUGUCCGCGUUGUCAGCGGGAUCGGGGAAUGCAAACACGCAUAAUACGUUCAAUGCCGUGGGCGUGCUCAUGGUCUUUACGUUGCUGUUUAGUGCGGCCAUGUCGUUGCUGACGCGGGCGGCGCGGCAUGAGUUGUUUGCGGCAAGUGCGGCGUAUUGUGCGAUUCUUGUGGUUUUUAUUGGGAAUUUUACUGGGUAG